Monomorium pharaonis (pharaoh ant) is the source of this 2788-nucleotide messenger RNA. Its product is annotated as ethanolaminephosphotransferase 1. NCBI's taxonomy places the organism in Eukaryota, Metazoa, Arthropoda, Insecta, Hymenoptera, Formicidae. The record is from RefSeq and is a predicted model, not a curated record. Gene Ontology annotation, molecular function: ethanolaminephosphotransferase activity. The transcript has 8 exons. Bases 1 to 1176 code for a protein of 391 amino acids. Gene Ontology annotation, cellular component: Golgi apparatus; endoplasmic reticulum membrane. Gene Ontology annotation, biological process: phosphatidylethanolamine biosynthetic process.
AUGUAUCGCAAACUGAAGUACGAGGUGGAGUACCUGACGGAGGAGCAUCUCACCGGCUUCGAGAGUUACAAGUAUAGCUCCCUGGACACAAGUCCCCUGAGCGUAUACAUUAUGCAUCCCUUUUGGAACAAAGUGGUACAGUAUUGUCCAAAAUGGAUUGCUCCAAACGUACUAACUUUCUCGGGAUUCCUUUUUACUGUGCUAAACUUUAUGCUAUUUGCGAUUUACGACUACUAUUUUUACGCAUCCAGUGAUGACAAGCCGGAAUACCCUCCGAUAGCACGAUGGGUCUUUGCCAUGGCUGCUUUUAACAUUUUUAUGGCAUAUACGCUUGACGGGAUAGAUGGAAAGCAGGCAAGACGCACACAAACUUCUGGCCCCUUAGGGGAAUUAUUUGAUCAUGGUUUAGACAGUUGGACUGCCAUGUUGAUCACGGUGUGUAUGUACUCAGUCUUCGGCAGAACGGAUCACAGUGUCUCGCCGUUGCGAAUGUACUUCAUACUAUGGAACGUAUUUAUUAAUUUCUAUCUAAGUCAUUGGGAGAAGUAUAACACAGGUGUAUUGUUUCUUCCUUGGGGAUACGAUGCUUCCAUGCUAGCAACUGUCAUUGUAUUUACACUUACCAGUAUAGGUGGACACGAAGCGUGGAAAUUCGAAUUGCCAGGUGGUAUAUCGGCGGGAAUAAUGUUUGAAUUGUUGUUUUACGUUAGCGCACUUGUGUCCAACCUGCCGGUCGUCGUUUGGAAUAUAUAUAAAUCGUACAGAGAUAAGACCGGCAAAAUGCGAACAUUUCCAGAGGCUAUAAGGCCCUUGGUACCUGUAAUUUUGUUUUUUAUAAUUUCCACUGUCUGGAUAAUGCACUCGCCGAACAAUAUUUUAGAGAAGGAUCCGAGAAUAAUAUACUUUGCCAUUGGCACUAUUUUCUCUAAUAUAUGUUGUCGACUAAUUGUAUCACAAAUGAGUAGUACUAGAUGCGAAAUAUUACCAUGGAUAUUAUUGCCAGUCGCAGUGGCCGCUAUUUUCUCGUUUAUCUUGCCCAGUAUAGAUUUGGAAAUUAUGUAUUUAGUCUCCGUAGUGGCCUUGUUGGCGCACAUUCAUUAUGGCACUUGUGUGGUACGUCAAAUGUGCCGGCACUUCCGUAUUCAGACGUUCACCAUAAAAGAUCAUUCCGAAUGACUACUUGCCGACGAUGCAUGUUAAAGAACGAAGAGACAAGUACAACAAAAGAUCGAUAACCUAACACCGGAAAAGCAAGCAGGAAGAAGAGAUCUGACACACACAUACACACACGGACUUUUUAUUAGAACUUCACGAGGAAUUAACUACCAUGACAUAAGCACUUGUAAGAGAGAAUAAGGAAUUUCUAGAAUCACGUCCUUUUAUGAAAAUACACGUACCAUUGGCGCGGAAACAAUAAUAAUAAUGCUGCUCGCAGAGAUUUAAUAUAGUACGCUAUUUUAUUCCACACAUAUCUAAAAAAUAGUGCCUGUUGGAUCGCCUAUUUAUUUCUAUACGCAAUAACAAAAUUGUCCAUAAUGUUGUUUAACUACUGUGAUAUACUUAUCUGUAUCGCUUUAUCUCCAAGAGCAGCAGUUCGUCCAUAAAACAUUCUCUCCAUCGUGGUAUUCCGCUAGCUUAUAUUAUAUGUGUGUACGAAUACCUUUUCUUUGAAUGCUGCCGAGCUCAUUCAACGGUAAACUAAAGAUGCACCUCUUCGUUUUCGACAUGUGUCGUCCCUCGGACGUCGUUAUAUACUCAAUGUACAUUGUAUCUACUUAUGUUUUGCUUUUUAUUUUAAUUCUCUUGUUUUUUCUCUCUUCCUUUUUAGUAUUCAUAAAAGCCGUGUAAAUUAUCGGCAAUUAUAUUAGUGCUCGGAAAUCAGAUGAUCGAAUAAUUCAGACAGUUUGAAUCUUAAGACUGAACGUUAAGUAAUUGUUUUCGAACUUUUCGAACUGAAGAGAUAUUUAAACUAUUUACACUUAUUUCAGGCCCGAAAAUUCAAAAUUAUUGUAGUUUAUAUCUAAAUUUUGAUAUUAUAGGUUUGAGUUGCUUGCAUUCUUCCACGCGCAAACAAACCUAUUAAUGUAAAAGACUUGUGACAAACUAGUCUUUUAUUUUUGAUGCGCACUUAUUUCCAAUCUUCUUCACUAUCCAAAUUGUCCGAAAUAUUCGAAAUAAAUGCUUUUUUUAAUUUUCGAACUAUUCGAACAAAUCGAAUACACAGAAUGUUCGAAUAUUUUAUCUGAGCCCUAAUAUAUAAAUUCUCUUUUAUAGAAUAUUGUAUGUGUUGUGUAGUAUACUUCAAACUGCAUUUAGUACAAUGUGUACGUCAAGUAAGAAAAGAUAGAAUGUGAGUUUAUUGCUUAUCGAGUGUACAUUUUUGCGUUGAGAUAUGUGUACAAACAAUUUUAUCGUGUAUGAUUUUUGUAAAUUGCAACGAUAAAAUUCUGCUACAAUGGAAUGUAAUGUUGCGAUAAUAUCGAUAUACAGCUAAUUUCUUUUUUUCUAUUAUACUUUAAAAUUCACUUGAUCGCAAUUGUAGAUAUAUCAAAAUAAUGCGAUUUACCGAGUACAGUGUAAAAUAAAAUAAUGUGUAUUACGAUAAGAAGUGUAGACGGUAAAAGUGAAGACAGCAUUUCUUUUGUGAAUUUAAUAAGUUUUCUCAAGCUUAUAUAUAAAUUUUGUUGGACUAUACAUAUAUAUAUAUAUACGUACGUAAUAUAUUACAGUGUAAUGUAAUACUGCAAGACACCGAAGAAUAUCACGGAAUAAAAGAUAUUUUUACAAA